Molecule: messenger RNA, 1419 nt
Organism: Rhodofomes roseus
Lineage: Eukaryota; Fungi; Basidiomycota; Agaricomycetes; Polyporales; Fomitopsidaceae
Exons: 6
Coding region: 93-1133 (346 amino acids)
Source: RefSeq, a predicted model, not a curated record
GCCUGAUACAACUCUCAUACUCAACUCAUACUCUUGCUUAACUUACGCCCACUGGGUUGUGCUCUCAACUGGCUGCUCAAUUAACUCAGGGAAUGGCCGUAAUGGACUCGACAAAUGGAGAACAAGACAUCAUGCGGAUAUGGUCUCUCCUCACGGAGGUCUCUGAGCAUCUCACCCAGAACCGCUCGAUGUCCAUCUCAAUACACAACCUCACGAGCGGUGUCAAGAGCCAGGCAGUACACUCGCAGACAGGGUUCGUUCUGAGACGAUUCAAUCUAGACCAGCCGACGGAGGUCUACGACGCAGAGCUGGAGCGCAUGAACGCUGCGAUGGCUGCAGAGAACCAGACGUUACAGAACGAUAAUAGGCAACUCAAUGCCUUAAUACGCGAGUAUGAGCAAACGUUGGAGAACGUGAUGAGCCAGUUUCGCGCCCGUGCUUACGAAGUACAACAGCGCGAGCUCGCACUUCUGCGUGACUACGAGAACGCGAUCGUCGAACGUGAGACAGAAGCACUCGAUGCUGCGCUGUCAGAGAACAACUCACGUUCCGAGAGCCUUGCGCGGCUUGGUCGGCUGCUGCGUGCACUCAUCCAGAAACUCAGCGGCGAGGAUCUUCCCUCGUGCGAGGCUGCGAUGACAGUAGAGACGUCAUCCCAACCUGUGGCCUCAACUUCACAGGUCCCUCCACCACCCUCCGCAGAGCAUCAAUCCAGUGAAGAUCAGGCUGGCGACGGCGGUGAGGGCGCAAAGGAGGGCGGUGAAGCGGAGCUCUCAGAGGAGGUCGACGAUAAUGACGACCCUGAGAAGCUACAACGGAGAAUUGCCGCCGCGGAGUGGGCCCUCGAGCGCGAAAUUGAGCUCGCGCGAUUAGAACGGGAGAAUGAGGAGCUACGGGCACUGCUGCGAGGCGUCCUGAAUGCCGAGACAACCCCAGUGCACGCAGCGCCGGUAGCACGAAGGCCGGACCAGGAGCUGGCAGAGAUCAACGAGGAUGGUAGAGCUUCACCAGCGCUGUCGAUCGCAUCAUCGGCGGCGACGGUGAGACCUGGUGGGAGGAAGCUGGGCGGUCCGCCGGGGACUGUGGGUCCGUUCGGCUCGUACAAGAUGAGGAUGCAGAUGACUGGUCAGUGAAAGGCAUUUGUACUCGGAGACUUGUAGCUAUGUAGCCCUGGCUACUGGUUGACCAUUUGGGUGUUUGUAUGUCGAAUGUCACACACAAUAACUGCCAAGACACCUUGCCUUACCAGUCUACUGUGUGCAUGAAGUGCCUCCUGGGUCGCCCCGCAUGUAGGGAUUAGAUGUCCCUGCCAUUGUUGUCUAUGGAGGUGAUGGAGAUAUGAUCCAUAGUAGUGCCCACGACGCCAGCAUCCCACUCAAGUUAUGGGUCCGGUCGCCGAAUCGACGCUAAUUAGUAAGA